AUGCUUCGUCAAUUUGUUGUCCGCCCUGCCGUCGCUGCCAACCGGGCAGUCAUGACCCGUUCCUUCUCCGCCGCCGUCCCUCGUAUGGGUGAGGGUGACACUGGUGCCCCUCGUGCCGGUGCUGGUGCUAGUGCUUCCUCUGGCGACGCAUUCACCCGCCGUGAGGCCGCUCAGGAAAGCAUUUACAUCCGCCAGAAGGAAUUGGAGAAGCUCGCUGACCUCAAGAAGAAGAUUGCUGAGCAGCGCAAGCACCUCGAUGAGCUCGAGGGCCAUAUUGACGGCCUGACCCGCGAAUAG
Messenger RNA from Penicillium nucicola, 297 nucleotides. RefSeq lists its product as uncharacterized. Gene Ontology annotation, cellular component: mitochondrion. Lineage: Eukaryota; Fungi; Ascomycota; Eurotiomycetes; Eurotiales; Aspergillaceae. The transcript has 4 exons. Gene Ontology annotation, biological process: negative regulation of ATP-dependent activity. The coding region runs from base 1 to 297 and encodes 98 amino acids. Gene Ontology annotation, molecular function: ATPase inhibitor activity. The record is from RefSeq and is a predicted model, not a curated record.